ACUGCCGAGUGGAUCCUCGACUCUGGUGCAACGCACCACUUGUGCACCGACCGAAAUCUGUCAUUUGGUGUGGAGCCUGCGAAAUUGACUAUCAAGGUCGCGAACUCUAAAACAAUUGUGUCUUCUCUCAAGGGGAGCUGUCUACUCCAGAUUUCAGUCGGCGUGAUCAAGCGCAGCAUUCAACUUACAAAUGUGUACUACUCCUUCCUGCUGCACACAAAGGACGAGACAUUCGACAAAUUUUUACUCUUUGCAAAUGAGUUCCAGCGGCAGUACGACCUCAAGAUCAAGGUCCUUCGUACCGAUGGCGGGGGAGAG
Molecule: messenger RNA, 318 nt
Organism: Phytophthora sojae
Lineage: Eukaryota; Oomycota; Peronosporomycetes; Peronosporales; Peronosporaceae
Exons: 2
Source: RefSeq, a predicted model, not a curated record